AUGCUUUGGUGUACGUCAAGGCAUGAUUUAUAUUUUUGUUCACGUUACAAAAUUGGUCAUUUGAAUGCACUAACUUCCAGGACUACUGAAGUGUUGGAUGUGAAAGGGCAUGUAGUUCCAUCUAAGGAACAUCCUGGAAACCACAUGCAUGGAUUUACGAAGACAUGUAUUGAGGCAAUGGCUGUAGGGCAUAAGUUGUUGAUUAUUGGAGGCAAUUAUGGAGAACUAAUUUGCAAACACUUAAAUCGUCCAGGAGUUAGUUUUUGUUUCCAAUUAGAGAAUGAAGCAAAGAUAAAUUCUAUUGAGAUUUUUAAGCGUCCCACUGCCACCAGUGAAGCUAUUAAUUUCGUGGCUUCGGACCAAGGUGGUGGUGUGGAUAUCUUUGAUGUAGAGAAGACAUUUCAGUUUUCACAUUUUCAAUUCCCAUGGCCAGUGAAACAUGCUUCAUCGAGCCCAGAUGGAAGACAACUUGUAGUGGUUGGAGAUGACCCAGAAGGAAGAUUAGUGGAUUCUGAAUCAGGAUCGACCAUCCAAUCUUUUCGAGGACACUUUGGCUGUUCAUGUUCAUCGGCAUGGCAUCCUGAUGGGAACAUGUUUGCUACUGGAAACACAGACAGAACAUGUCGAAUAUGGGAUGUUCGGAAUUUGUUACAACCUGUUGCUGCUCUUGAGGGCAAUGCUACAGCCAUUUCUUCAAUAAGUUUCACAUCUGAUGGAAGGUUUAUGGCAAUGUGUGAAGACGUUGAUUUUGUGCAUGUCUAUGAUGUGCAGGACGCGUUUAGGAGAGAGCAGGAGAUCGAUUUGUUUGGACAUGUGUCAGGUUUAUCUUUUAGUCCUGACACCGAAUAUCUUUUUAUCAGUGUCUCCAUUGAUACUGUUCCAACCCUUUUAUCGUACCAGCGGCGACACAGGAUCUACCACUACCUGGAUUCUAUGAAUUGA
Messenger RNA from Glycine soja, 942 nucleotides. RefSeq lists its product as uncharacterized. Gene Ontology annotation, molecular function: protein binding. NCBI's taxonomy places the organism in Eukaryota, Viridiplantae, Streptophyta, Magnoliopsida, Fabales, Fabaceae. The coding region runs from base 1 to 942 and encodes 313 amino acids. The transcript is spliced from 6 exons. The record is from RefSeq and is a predicted model, not a curated record.